UACCGGGAGCCGCGCGUGCGCAGAGGGAAAGCGGAAUCUACACCUUCCCCGCCAGCGGUAGCAACUGCAGAACUGCAGGAGACAAUCUUUCUAGACAAGGCAGUUGAAGAGGAGGGAGCGAUUUGAAGGGGGGGUUGACUUGGCGUGCACUUCGCCCCUCGGUAACGUUAUUGCGCGUGGAACGGCUGCUUUUGGAAGGCUAUUGCCCAGAAGAAAAGAUGUUUGGUUUUCACAAGCCAAAGAUGUACCGAAGUAUAGAGGGCUGCUGUAUUUGCAGAGCUAAAUCCUCCAGUUCUCGAUUCACUGACAGUAAACGCUAUGAAAAGGAUUUCCAGAGCUGUUUUGGGUUACAUGAGACUCGUUCAGGAGAUAUCUGUAAUGCCUGUGUCCUGCUUGUGAAAAGAUGGAAGAAAUUGCCAGCAGGAUCAAAAAAAAACUGGAAUCAUGUGGUAGAUGCAAGGGCAGGACCCAGUCUAAAGACUACACUGAAACCAAAGAAAGUGAAAACUCUAUCUGGAAACAGGAUAAAAAGUAACCAGAUCAGUAAACUGCAGAAGGAAUUUAAACGCCACAAUUCUGAUGCUCACAGUACAACCUCAAGUGCCUCUCCAGCUCAGUCUCCCUGUUACAGUAACCAGUCAGAUGAUGGCUCAGAUACAGAGAUGGCUUCUGGCUCUAACAGAACGCCAGUGUUUUCCUUUUUAGAUCUCACAUACUGGAAAAGACAGAAAAUAUGCUGUGGCAUUAUCUAUAAGGGGCGUUUUGGGGAAGUCCUCAUCGACACACAUCUAUUCAAGCCUUGCUGCAGCAAUAAGAAAGCAGCUGCUGAGAAGCCGGAGGAGCAGGGGCCAGAGCCUCUGCCUAUCUCCACUCAGGAGUGGUGACUAAGCUUUAUGUAGAAGGGGAGCAAAAACGACAUAAAUUUUGGAAAACAAAGCAACAAAAUGACCCUCCUAUUUUUAAUUUGGAUACCUGCUAUUCUGCCAAAAGAUGGAUUUGUAGAAUAGUUUUGAAUGGGUUAUUUUUCCUCCAGUUCCACAAACUCUGAAGCCAGUGAAGCUUACUAAGAGAUAAAAAAGAAGUGUACAUAAUAUUUAAGAUGCUGAGUAUUUCAUAGGAAAGCUGAAUGCUGCUGUAAAGUGCUCUUUAAGUCUUUUUUUAAAAAUCCCCUUCUAAUGAAUGAAAUUAGGGGAAUUUUCAGGGGACAGAGAUGGGAUUUGUUGUAUGAUAAACGUAUGUAGUUUUAGUCUUUCUAUUUUGAGAAGCAGUGGUUGGGGCAUUUUUUAAGAUGGCUGGCUACACUUGUUUUCCUUCAUUAUAAUAAAUUCGUCAUAACUCAGUAAACAUGGACUUGCCCCUAGAGGUAGUUGUUAAUAACUGAAAUCUUAAGGUCUUGCCGAGGUUCUGGUGAUUCAAACCUGUACUACUGAAUAUUAAGCAGGACAGACAGCUCUCUGGUGCGACUAUCUUGAAGGAGUAAUUUCUAAAUAUGCAGAGGUAACUUGACUGUAUAUGUUGCAUCCUGUGUCACCUCCCUCCAUAUUGAUAUUUGAUACAGAUUUUAAUUUAUAUGAAACUUAAAAAGCAGAAUCAAAACUGAAAGCAGAAUUAAAGUUCCUCUUGAGGAAAUGUCAAGUCUUUAGGAUAAGCAAUCCUAUAUGAAUAGUACCAAAGCAUUACCACUUGGUAGAGAACAUUCUCUAUUAAAAACAUUAGAUUAUCUGAAAAAUAACAAUGUGCACGUCUUUAGGAUGGCACACGAGAAAAACAAAGGUCAGUGCUUCUUGGGGCACGUUUCUUAGAGGGCUUGCAAGUGUGUAAAUAAUUUGUUUGUGUUACGUGACUGGUGACUUCACUGAAAAUCUGCACAAUUCAGUUUUAGCUCUGGAUUUCUUCAGUUGACCUUUGUGAAGGUUUUAUCUGUGUAGAAUGGUUGUUUGACUUGUUUUAACCUGUUAGGGUUUUGGGAUUUUUUUUUUUUUCCAUUCUAUAUUAAAGUAAAAUUCUACUAAAAGAAAAGAGGUGUGUGUUAAUGCUGAGUGGGUUGGUUUUGGUUUGGCUUCUUUUAGUCAGGCUUUCUGAACAUUGAGGUGUUAGAUGAUACAUCCUAAAUGUGGAGUUCUUCCAUUCUAAAACCUUCAUUAAAAGCCUUUUACUUGAACCCAAACCAAAGUACUAUCUAUUGCCUCUUUUCUAAAAGUACAGGAAAAAUAUAUCACCUGUUUUCAUAAUGAGGAAGCAUCGUUUGCCUCCCUGGUAAAACAUGACUCAGUACUUAUUUUUAAAACUGGAUUUUAAAGAUUGGAUAGUAUACAUAACAAGAGAGUGAGCCACUUUUUAUGGGCACCCUAUAGUUUUAUAGUUCUUAAUUGAAACUUAAAGUUUUAUAUUUCUUCCUUUGGAAAAAACUACAAGCCACCAUAUGCACAGACUACACAGUGAGUUGGGCCAGUGCUCCCGCAGACUUUGAGGUGUAUUACAAGAACCCCAGCCAUUAUCAUCUUCCUCCUGAGUUAUUUUGAAAUUUUUUUUUGUACAUUUUGGCUGCAGUAUUGGUGGUAGAAUAUACUAUAAUAUGGAUCAUCUCUACUUCUGUAUUUAUUUAUUUAUUGCUAGACCUCAACCACAGUCUUCUUUCCCCCUUCCACCUCUCUUUGCCUGUAGGAUGUACUGUAUGUAGUCAUGCACUUUGUAUUAAUAUAUUAGAAAUCUACAAAUCUGUUUUGUACUUUUUAUACUGUUGGAUACUUAUAAUCAAAACUUUUACUAGGGUAUUGAAUAAAUUUAGUCUUAUUAGAAAAUAAAA
Capra hircus (goat) is the source of this 2806-nucleotide messenger RNA. RefSeq names its product family with sequence similarity 60 member A (gene SINHCAF). Bases 219 to 884 code for a protein of 221 amino acids. Lineage: Eukaryota; Metazoa; Chordata; Mammalia; Artiodactyla; Bovidae. Gene Ontology annotation, biological process: negative regulation of cell migration. The record is from RefSeq and is a predicted model, not a curated record. The transcript is spliced from 6 exons.